CGCUUCUGGCUUCCAAUUUUGCAGAAACGACGUACCGUGAGACAGAAAUAGCCCGCCACAAUAUUGUGCUCUUUUUAGAGAAUUUUCUUUUUUCAUUUUCCCUUCACGGCCUCACUUCUGAAUGUCCAGCGACACUUGCAGCAGUCCGGUAGAAGCAGAAAAGGGAAGGGACUAGGGUUUUUACCAGUGUGAAGAAACCAGACAAGGUUACAACGACGAUAGCCAGGGGAACCACAGAGAACCGACGGAAUGACGACCCGAAUCACUCCCGGCGUUGGAGCGAAUUUGCUUGGCCAACACUCCGCCGAGAGGAAUCAAGACGCCACCGCCUACGUCGGCAAUCUCGAUCCCCAGUUGAGUGAGGAAUUGCUAUGGGAGUUGUUUGUUCAAGCUGGACCCGUAGUGAAUGUCUAUGUGCCAAAGGAUAGGGUGACUAACUUGCACCAAGGAUAUGGAUUUGUGGAGUUCCGAAGUGAAGAAGAUGCUGACUAUGCAAUUAAGGUAUUGAACAUGAUUAAGCUCUAUGGGAAGCCGAUACGUGUGAACAAGGCGUCACAAGAUAAAAAGAGCUUGGAUGUUGGGGCAAAUCUUUUCAUCGGAAACCUUGAUCCUGAUGUUGAUGAAAAACUUUUGCAUGAUACUUUCAGUGCGUUUGGAGUAAUCGUUUCAAAUCCCAAGAUAAUGAGAGAUCCAGAAACAGGCAAUUCCCGUGGUUUUGGUUUCAUUAGUUAUGACUCUUUUGAGGCUUCAGAUGCUGCCAUUGAGGCAAUGACUGGGCAAUACCUCUGCAAUCGUCAAAUAACAGUGUCUUAUGCUUAUAAGAAAGACACUAAAGGAGAGCGUCAUGGGACCGUGGCAGAGAGAGUGCUGGCUGCCAGCAACCAGAACACUCAAAAAAGUCGGCCCCAUACCAUGUUUGCCAGUGGACCUCCUACACUACCUGGUGUCGCUCAGGCAAGUGGUGCACCAGUGCCACCACGCCCUUUUGCAAAUGGCGUUGUUCCUCCAAGUCCAGUAGUCCCUCAAUUGCGUGCACCAAACCCGGCCUUCCCACAAAUGCAGAUGGGUGGUGGACAACCCCAUUGGCAGGGUCAGCCUCCACAACCAAGUCAACCCAUGGGGCAUAUGCAUCCACCGCCUCCAGUUCAUUUCAGGCCGCCACCUCCAAACAUGCCACCACCACCACCUCCCCAGGGAAUUCCUGGUGGCUUUGCAAGACCUCCACCUCAGCAAAUGGCAAUGAUGGGAGGUCAACCACCACAACAAAUGUGGCGGCAGCCACCUCCUCCCCAGCAGCUGGCUGGUAGGCCCCUCAUGCAACAGAUGCAACCACCUCCUCCGCCUCCAAAUAUGAUGCCGCCGCCACCUUCAAAUUGAUUACAUCCACAAUCACUGCUCUCUUACCCUCUCAUGCCAUCACCAGGUUUUUAGUCUCUCAGAAGUUUGUCGUAUCAUCUAUUGUUGCUCACGUUAGGAACUGUCGAGGCAUUAUCUAGGAAGAUAGAUGAUAAUGUAAACUAUUUUCUAUGAACCAUUGCUACUGAAUCAAGUUGUGGGAAACUGGAAAUCUCCUUUCAGGCAGGUUGGGAGGGAGAAAUGGGUAAAGUUGGAGUUGGGUUUUAAUCAUGUGCUACUGUUUUUGUACCCUUUAACUGAAAGUCAGCCUCAGCCCUAUAAAGAUUGAAUCGAGCUAUUCUUAACUGACUGCUGAAUUGAUCAUUUUAGUACAAAAAAUGGAGCUGUGUCUGCAACUUUUCGUCGAAACCAUGGAAGAUCUCUCAGCCACUGUUCAAAGCCUUUCUUCAUGCUUUUUUGUUUGGUAAACUGAUACAUGGCUGAGAUGGCUGAAAUUGCACAUUGGUUUUGAUGAUUGUGUAAACAAAAAUUAGUCGAAUCCAUGUAAGUUUGACAAACCAAACUGAUCAUUUUUUCACCUUUUCUUUUCAGGAAUUCCUACCACUUCCUAAUAAAUUUACACAAAUUUU
This is a messenger RNA of Linum trigynum, 1985 nucleotides long. NCBI's taxonomy places the organism in Eukaryota, Viridiplantae, Streptophyta, Magnoliopsida, Malpighiales, Linaceae. The record is from the annotation of a GenBank genome assembly.